GGGUGAUAAAGGCUUGUAUCAUAUUUUAGUUCUAAUUCUGUAAUUGAGGUAACAGGCUCUUAGGGUGAAACAUAAAGAUUAAAAGAAGGAAUACUUAAAAUGGAAUCAUUUGAAAGUGCGGAUACUGUUCCAAAGAGACUCAGAUAUUGGGCUAAACAGCAACCUGACCGAGAAGCCAUAGUUUUUGUAUCGCGAAACAAACCUAGGGCAACGCUUACAUCACGAGAAAUUUAUGAUCGGUCGAUGAAAUUUGGAAAUCAUCUGGCUCUGAUUGGAUUUAAACCAGGACGCGUGGUCUGCAGUUUCAUUCCUGACUCACCUGAAGGUCUGGUAGCCUUCUUUGGAAUUAUAUGUGCUGGUGGUAUUGUCCAGAACAGUACGAUUCAUGUGGCGGAUGGGACAUAUCUUCUAAAUAAUCUACAUAAGUCAAAAUGCCAAGCUGUCAUACUUUCCUCCGAUCCUGAUAACCAAGCCAAUCAAAUUUUGUCUCGACAUUUUGAUAGCGUCUCUGGCAAUCGGGUGAUAUCCAGUAAAUUGCCACAUCUAAAGUACGUCAUUUAUACCGGAUCGAAUACAUUACCGGAUGACUUAGGAUUUGUGUGGCAAGAUCAAGUAGAGUCAACGGAACGCGUUGAAGAAUUAUCAAUAAAAGCUGAUGAUGGUGUCGUUAUAGUGAUUUCUUCGGGAACAACUGGAAUCUCAAAAUUGAUUUUAUAUAGCCACCGUAACCUAAAAUACCUGGGUGAUAUGAUAUUUUCGGAUAUCAACGAACCUGAAAUUUCUAUUUUAGACCCCCAUCCAUUUAAUUGGGCUUGGGGUUUGCCCGUUUGGUAUUUGAAAACAGGCUGUAAAAGGAUUUCAUUAGAUCAUAGUAAUGUUCCAAAGGAUGCAGAGUAUUUUCAAUUUCUUAGAGACAUUAUAAUGCAAGAAAAGUGCCGGGUUGCUAAAUUAUCAGCAGCGACAGCCCUGCGUCUGAUGCAUAUAAAUCAAACGGAUUCAAUUACUUAUCCCAAAUGGCCAUUAGAGAUAGCGUAUGUUACUGGACAGCCAUUAAAAAAGAACGUACUAUCAAUUAUUGACACUUUAACCAAAACUGUAAUUAAUACAUAUGGGAUGUCAGAAAUCGGGGUGGUCAGCGCUAAGAUAAUCACCAAGUAUUCAGGAUUUGAGGAUUUUGAUGCAGGAUUUUUGAAGAAAGGAGUCACCGUAAAAAUUGUUGAUGAUAAUAUGGACGAGGUUCACACAAGACAAUAUGGUCAUAUUUUGGUCAAAAGUCCAAGUGUUUUUAAAGGAUAUGUCGGAGAAGAGGAUAAAACACGCUCAGCUUUCACAGAGGAUGGCUGGUUUCUAACUAAUGAUUAUGGCUGUUUAUGUGAAAACGGCGAAAUGAUAGUACAAGGCAGAUUUAAUGAUGUUAUAAUGCGAGGGGAGAACUAUUUUCAUCCAUCAUGGAUUGAGAAUAUAAUUAGAGGAUGCUCUGGUGUGGUUGAUGUUCUUGUUGUUAAAGUUCCCGAUGAAGAAUUAUUUAACGAAAUUUGUGCUUGUUUUCUUCCGAAACCAAAUUCAAAUAUUACGCCUGAUAACGUAAAUGAAUUUUGUAAGAAACAGUUUGUAAAUCAUAAUUCUAACGAUAAGACGGCCUGUCCAAAAUAUUACUUAAAGUUUGAUUCUUUUCCACUCAAUCGGAAUGGAAAAACAGACAAAAAAGCGGUGGAAGAAAAAGCUGCCAAGUUGCUUCAACUGAUAUAAACUUUUAUGAUAAUUCAGAAAUCCGAAAUUAUAACUGAUAUAAACAUUUAUGAUAAUUCAGAAAUCCGAAAUUAAUUUCAUAAAUAUAGUUGCAUACAUGUACACAUAACACCUUAUUUUUGAUCAAGCCGAGGGUUUAAUCUUACUCAUUAUUAGACCAGAAACAGGGCCCCAACCGCUACGCAUCGCGUUGUUCUUGUUACGUUAUUAGGGGCGAGGCUCUCUGCCAAUUCAUGUUAUAUUAUUAUUAGGUUUAUAAUCCUUGUGCAUGUUAUUAUGAUUAUUAUGGUUUUAAUCCAUUUGUGUGGUAUUAUAAUUAUGUUUUUAAUCCAUUGAUGUAAUAUUAUGGUUAUGUUGUUAAUCAGUUUAUAUGAUAUUAUGAUUAUGUUUAUUAUAAUACAUUUGUAUGGUAUUAUGGUUAUGCGUUUAACAUCGUGUGAUAUUAUGAUUAUGUUUUAACCCAUUAUGUGAUUUUAUGAUUAUGUUUUUAUACUUCCACAUGGACAUGUGCCGGUAUAUUGCCAUCGCCUCCGUCCAUGCGUCCUUUCGUCGUCCACAAUUUCUUGUGAACACUCUACAAACUACUGUACAUUUAUUAUCUGAUCUUUUUUAAGUGUAGGUUAUCUAUUAUGUGGUUAACAUUAGUGAGACAAAGGAUCCUGUUUAAUUUAUCCUCCGAUCUGUAUUAAAUCCAUUUGCAUUAUUUAGGUAAGUAAAACGAGAGGCCUGUCGAAUUUCAGCAAAUUAUGUAUUUAUGACUUCUAAUGUUAGGGUCCUUGUUUCACUUUGUUGAACCAUGUGAAUGCUCUGGCGACAAAAGUUAUCAUCAGAUCUGUAUUAAAUUUAUAUGCACAAUUUAGAUUAGUAAAACAAAGAAUCUUAGAAUUUCAUCAAUUUCCGUAUAUUACUUCUAAAGUUAUCACCUGGUGUGUAUGAAAUUGAUAUCAGUGUCUUGUAGAUGCACCCAUUGGUCAUUACUUACAAAAGAAUAAAUAUAAUAUGUGACAACCCUUGUCGACUGCUGUGGGCGUAUGUUUCGUUUGUGUGAUAUUAUGAUUAUGUUUUUAUUCCAUUUGUGUAAUAUGUUUUUAAUGUUGUGUGCUAUGAAUUCUAACCAUAUCCUAUUAAAUCUUAAACUAGAAUUAUGAUGAUAUGCAAAAUAUACCGUGCAAUAUACAGCUAUAACAACUUGCGUAUAUUCACCCACUAGGCACAAUAGCAAAUUUUGAGUUUAAGUGGCAAAAUAUUUCACAGAUCAUAAAUAUUAUGUUUUAUGUAUCGACGAAAUUAAUUUUUUUAGGUGCUAUAUAUACUCGAAUAACGGAGAGGGGCUUAUCCUUUCAUAAACAACGGGUACCAAUUUGGAUUAUUGCACUUAUCGUUUGCGACAAUUCCACUUGCGUUCAUGACUGGAUCUUGCCGAUUUCAUCCGCUGGACUACUGAUAAUGUUCGACAAUGCUUAGUGGAUGUCAAUAGGGGAAAUUUACUUAUAUCGCCUUCUUAUCAACGACAUCCUGUAGUGUACUGGGUGGAUGAUUUGGAUUAGGAUUUCAUAAAUCGAAUCUACUAGGUAGAAGAUAACUAGUGAGGGCAAGCGUAGCCCGAUUGAUGUUUUCAAAAUGUUUGCAUUAUUUGUAUACAUCAUAAAAACAACAGCAUCUUUUAAC
Messenger RNA from Patella vulgata (common limpet), 3417 nucleotides. RefSeq names its product putative acyl-CoA synthetase YngI. The record is from RefSeq and is a predicted model, not a curated record. Lineage: Eukaryota; Metazoa; Mollusca; Gastropoda; Patellidae. The coding region runs from base 100 to 1749 and encodes 549 amino acids. The transcript is spliced from 2 exons.